CCCCACCCCACCCUUUUCUUUCUAUUUUUAUGUAUCAUUUGGGUGCUAACUCUAGUUUAUAGAACAUACCAACAUGGAGAAUUCAACUCAAAGCAACCAAUUUUCAUCUUGUACCUCCUCCUCCUCCUCUACCACCACCGCGACAACCGGACUUGUAACAUGUGCCUUGAAUGAGUGCAAGUUUAGAACAAACUCGACGAGAGUUCGAAAAAGAAACAAUGACACUGGGGGUGGUGGUGGUGAGGAUGGUGAAAAUCACCCGACUUAUCAUGGUGUAAGAAAAAGAAGUUGGGGCAAAUGGGUGUCCGAAAUUCGCGAGCCACGUAAAAAAUCAAGGAUAUGGCUUGGGACAUAUCCAACAGCCGAAAUGGCGGCUCGAGCCCAUGAUGUAGCCGCGCUAGCCAUAAAAGGCGGCUCGGCUAAGCUCAAUUUUCCUAAAGUAGCACAUUUACUUCCUCAGCCAGCCACAAGAUCACCCAAAGACAUCCAAGCCGCCGCCGCAAAGGCAGCCGCCAUGACAUUUGACAAUGGAGCCGAGCCAGAUAGCCACCACUAUGGAGCCGAGCCAGAUAGCCACCACUAUGGAGCCGAGCCAGAAAGCCAAGAUACAAUGGCUUAUGAUGACGAUGACGAUACAUUUUUCAACUUGCCGGAUAUUUCCCACCGCUACACUGACCGGAGUGGCGGUUUCUUUACGGCUUCAUCUUGGCAACUGGUAGCCGGUGUUGAUAACGGCUUUAGCCUUGGAGCCGAGGAGCCGUUUCAUUGGGAGAUAUACUAGCUAGCUUAUGAUUUAAAAAAAAAUAAACUAUAUGUGUAAAUUGCUAUAAUAUACACACACCUUUUGGAUUUAUCACAUAUAUCGUAUAUUAUUGUUGUA
Messenger RNA from Helianthus annuus (common sunflower), 880 nucleotides. Its product is annotated as ethylene-responsive transcription factor ERF038. The transcript has a single exon. Gene Ontology annotation, biological process: regulation of DNA-templated transcription. Gene Ontology annotation, molecular function: DNA binding; DNA-binding transcription factor activity. Lineage: Eukaryota; Viridiplantae; Streptophyta; Magnoliopsida; Asterales; Asteraceae. The coding region runs from base 74 to 781 and encodes 235 amino acids. The record is from RefSeq and is a predicted model, not a curated record.